This is a messenger RNA of Hypomesus transpacificus, 2443 nucleotides long. It is a transcript of the gene hhex, whose product is annotated as hematopoietically expressed homeobox. Gene Ontology annotation, molecular function: DNA-binding transcription factor activity, RNA polymerase II-specific; RNA polymerase II cis-regulatory region sequence-specific DNA binding. Bases 1306 to 2145 code for a protein of 279 amino acids. Gene Ontology annotation, biological process: cell differentiation; regulation of transcription by RNA polymerase II. The transcript has 4 exons. The record is from RefSeq and is a predicted model, not a curated record. Lineage: Eukaryota; Metazoa; Chordata; Actinopteri; Osmeriformes; Osmeridae.
GUGCAUGGACUACCUGAUCUGCUAAAUAGCCUACUUUAAAUGACUUAUUUCUGAUUCUCCUUUUGAUUACAGCUAAACAACUAGACCAUAGGCACUCGAACAGGUACUAUGGCGCCAACAGUGUCACCUAGGCGCUCGAUGGCAUUAGACCAGCGAUAACCAGUGUUCUCCCCUGAUUUAUCAGCCGUUUGGACAGGGGUCCGACGCCAGAAAGUCACAGGCGGAUCAAUUCACUGCAAUGAUUGUCAAAGUCCAAAUAUUGGCCAUUUACUGAUUUGUCUUUCAUGUGAGGUUAUAUUUCCUAUGCUUUUCUUGAAUCAAUGUUUAUUCCUUGGGUCACGCUAUCUAAAUGAGGCCUACCUACAACCGUUAGAAAGUUGACUUUAUCUCUUUUAUAGGCCUAAAUGUCGACGCGUGUAAACUGCUCGCGUCAAAGGGAAUUAUUGUCUAAAAAGGCUUCUUUGUACAGUCGUGGGCCUAGGUGUAACAAUAUAUCAGCAGUGCAUAUGGGCUAUUCAAAGUCCCUUAGCAUUUCGCAUUUUCCACAGACAAAUCAAUAACGUUUGAUAGUGAGAGAGCAGAAAACCUACUGGUUAGGUGAUUGUAUUGAAACGUUUUCCGAAGUUUAUCAAUUGCUGUCUAACAAUGUGGAAACGACCAAGGGAUAAUCACAUAUAAAUUAGUGCGCUAAAAGCCACAAACUGAUAUGAUGAACCUACUGAUAUGAACGUCGGGAUAACUUCCAAAUCCUGAGUUAAUCACGUGCUACUAUUUUAUCUUAUUAUUAAUUAAACGAUAACUUUAAAAGUCUGAUGAGUCACGCAGGCUACUCACAGUAUUCGCCAUCAUCAGUCCCAAAACAAUUAGCAAAGAGAUAGAUAAUGUGACUCAACGUUACAAUCUUUUUUCCGUCACCAUUUAUAGGCCUACUUUAUAGACUUGAAUUACAAAAAUACAGCCAACAUUACAGUCAAAAGAGUUGACCAAGUUAUACCAUAAAUAUUACAAGCAAUGGGGUAAAACAUUUUGAAGGUGGGCCCUGCAUCAUAACGCGUUAUCUCAUUAGAAAGCACACUCAUGAAGAGUGGACCAAUCAGAAUGUGUGUGUACCUGCAGGAAGUUGUCUACUCUUCUAUCUCCUCCCUCUCUCAGCAGCGAUAUGAAACAGACUAAACUGUUGUCAGAUACGCCAACUGACCCUAGGCACCCCAUGGACAGAGACGCACCUUCAACACUUUCUCCUGAAGCCUAAGACCCAGAUCACAGCGCAAUUCAGCAUCACAUUACACAUAUAGGUCUGUAACCAUGCAGUACCAGCACGCAUCGCCAGCUCCUACGGUCAGUGUUCCUCUUUACGCACCUACUCCAAUCCAGCCCGUCCACCCAACUCCUUUCUACAUUGAAGAUAUCUUGGGUAGAAAUGGUUCGCCGGCAUCUUCUACGUUGAUCCCGAUGCCAACCCUCCCAUCUCCGAACUCAUCCUUUACCAGUCUGGUGUCACCGUACAGGACCCCUAUCUACGAACCAACGCCUAUCCAUCCAGCCCUCUCGCACCACGCCGCGCUGACGGCCACGUAUGCCUCUGGAGCUUUCGCCAAUUCCAUCUAUCCAUUUCACCGUUCUAUGGGAGACUACACUCAAGCGCUUCUAAGACACGAUCCUCUUGGUAAACCACUUUUGUGGACACCAUUUAUCCAACGCCCUUUACACAAGAGAAAAGGCGGUCAAGUGCGCUUCUCCAACGACCAGACAAUAGAGCUGGAGAAGAAGUUUGAGACGCAGAAGUACCUGUCGCCUCCAGAACGAAAAAGACUGGCUAAAAUGUUACAACUGAGUGAAAGACAGGUGAAAACAUGGUUCCAAAAUCGAAGAGCAAAGUGGCGAAGACUUAAACAGGAGAAUCCUCAGGGUAGUAAGCGGGAGCUGGAGGAUGAAGGCGCAGUAAGAAAGUGCGAUGGUGUCUUGUCAGAAUCUGGGGCGAGCCCGGACCUGAGGCGCACAGAGCUGGCCCAGUCACACAGCCGGUCACAGUGCUCCUCCUCGCCAUUAUCACAAGGAGAAAUAGAUUCGGACAUUUCAGAAGACACAGAUCAAGAGCUGGACAUGGAGGAGGAUAUAGAGUUUCCCUUGAAUCCUCAGAUAUGACACAGUCUAUUGAAACUGCCGAACGCUAAGUGAUGUGAAUGUCUAUUAGUUGCCUUUGCAUUCAGAUGUUUUUGGUUUUGUAAAUAACGUGUUCUUGUAUAUUUCGCUUUGUGUACAUGAUCUAAGUAGUAGACAAUUCAAGCUUCUGUUUCAGCCACCAGAACGCCUUGUUGGACGUCAGUGACCUCCAGCCACUAUGGGAAUUGAUCAAUGUGUUAUCUUAAUGUGUAACUUGUUCAUUUGAUUGAAUAACAAUGAUGAAGUUUAGAACAUCAAUAAACUAUAUUUGGGGAUAAAC